Candidozyma duobushaemuli is the source of this 999-nucleotide messenger RNA. It is a transcript of the gene RIM9, whose product is annotated as Rim9p. The coding region runs from base 1 to 999 and encodes 332 amino acids. Gene Ontology annotation, cellular component: growing cell tip; cell division site; plasma membrane. The record is from RefSeq and is a predicted model, not a curated record. Lineage: Eukaryota; Fungi; Ascomycota; Pichiomycetes; Serinales; Metschnikowiaceae. The transcript has a single exon.
AUGCAUACUGGUGUUCUUUUCAUAGGAUGCCUAUGUUUCGUCUGCUUUGUUGUGCAGCUACUACCGGUCAUAUCGGUCCCUAUAACAGGUGCAGCGAUUAACUACAAUCUUCACUUAUCGCUGUACAACAACAUUACUUACGGUGUUUUUGGCAUUUGUGAUCAUGUGAGGCUUAAGUGCUCUCAUGUUGCUAUUGGAUACCCCACUAAAAGCUACGGAUAUGCUUUUCAAGAUCAGGGCGAGGAGUAUCAAGAAAACUUCUUUUCAUCCGUUUCCCUACCGUCUGGUGCCACUCAUCUGAUAUCCAAGCUCUUGGUUGUCCACGUUGUUGCAUUCAUUUUAACUGGUUUAUUGACUCUUGAAUGUUUUUUUGUGGUUAUCCUCACACACGUCGAUAAACAGUACCCUGGCUCCCCAGUCUGGAUUAUCUUUCAACGAGCUCAGAGAAAGAAAAUUAAGGCAGAGAGGGCAGAGCAAGAAUCUACUGACGAUAAUCAAAAAAGAAUUAGAAAGAGCUUGCUUCGGCACUUCUCAUCGAUGCUCUUCAUCAGCUCGCUUUCCUUUCUUCUGACCCUCCUAGCGUUCCUCGCUGACCUAAUCCUAUUUAUACCGAGGAUGAGUAUCUUGGGCUGGAUCCAAGUUAUACCGAUUGCAUUAUUAGCGUUAAGUGCGUCCCUUUUAUGCUUUAUCAAGCGGUCAGUUUCCUCUCGAAGACAUUUGGAUGAGGAGUAUAGAGGCAAGAACGAUGAUAUGCGAAAUAACGGGACAAUGCCCCGUUGGGUUGAUGACUCAGCAUCCGAUGACGGCUUCUACGUCUUCACAAACGGUUUUUACAGCUCAGGCCCUGGACAACAACCUAUUCAGGAAAUAGGUCAGCGCAGAUCCAGUUCUCUUCACGAAAGCCCUACACAUCAGACAAUUGGCCAACUCAAUACCAACCACUCUAUAGACUCUCACGACAUCGUCGAGCUGAUAGAGCUACGGCGCAUGGAUACUUAG